Molecule: messenger RNA, 1175 nt
Organism: Owenia fusiformis
Lineage: Eukaryota; Metazoa; Annelida; Polychaeta; Sabellida; Oweniidae
Source: the annotation of a GenBank genome assembly
GUGAACUUUAAGGUCAAAGGCUUUGGGUCAAAGCACCUGUUAGACUCGUCUGCUGUUAAAAUAUCGCCGCAAAAGUCGGUUUGUUGCAUUCCAGAAGCAGCGAUUGAACAAUGGUGUACCAAGAGAAGGCAGCUGAACUUACCAAAGUUAUCGAGGGAUACCUCAAUGACGACGCUGAUUGGAAGGAGGUGAAAAAUUCGAAAGGUGUGAAAGUAUGGGCUAAAAAGUCAGAAAUGUUUGGAGGACGCCUAUACAAGGCAGAAGGAGUUAUAGAUUCUCCUAAAGAGAAAGUAUUUGAGAUGGUUGAACCAAAGACUGAUGGCAAAAGACCUGGGUGGGACAAAGCCAUUAAAGGGUUAGAGACAUUAGAAACAGUUGAUGAUAAAACGUCAGUAGUACGAACAGUCACCCACAGCGCUGCCAAGGGUCUUAUAUCAUCACGAGAUUUUGUUGAUGUAACAGUGACAGUGGAAGCAGAUGAUUAUGUAGCAACUAUAGCCCAGAGUGUAACGCACAGUAACUGUCCAGAGGAGAGUGGAGUUGUACGGGGGACCAAUCACCCAUGUGGACUUAUAUGUAGACCAGAAGGGGACAAAACCAAGUUAAUCCACUUCUGCCAAGCAGAUAUAGGAGGCAUGUUACCUACAUCUCUAGUUGAGUCUGCGCUUCCUUCCAACAUUGUCAGCUUCUAUGAGUCCCUAAGAGAGGCUCUUAAGUAAAUCUGAGCGAGCCAAUUGAAAGACAUGGUGGAUUCAUUUUGUGAUUCAUUCAGAGAGAGGGCUGUAUGUAUAUAAGCCUAUAUGGUGCCAGAGGGUACCUUGCCUUGGUGUAAAUCUUUCUGUAUUUUAUGACUAUGUGACACUUUUAAGGGGGUGGGUACUCUAGGGUGCUUAGUCGCCUUUUGGCAUAUAAUCCCUAGAGAACGCCCUCUCAGACCUGAAACUCUGAUAGAUAUGUUCUGUAUUGUUUUGUCAGGAUAUGUAUUUAUUUAAAAACUACGCAAAGGAAAAUGUAUGUUGCAUGUGAAACCAAAUAAGAAUUUAUUCAGUAUUGUUGACAAUGAUAUUUUGCUAGACUAGUACAAUUAAGAAUAGUCAGAUUAUUACAUGCUCGACUUGUACAAUUAAGAAUAGUCAGAUUACUACAUGCUCGACUUGUACAAUUAAGAAUAGCCA